This is a messenger RNA of Chilo suppressalis (striped riceborer), 2522 nucleotides long. NCBI's taxonomy places the organism in Eukaryota, Metazoa, Arthropoda, Insecta, Lepidoptera, Crambidae. The record is from the annotation of a GenBank genome assembly.
AUGACAGGAAUCCCCGUUUUGUUGGAAACUUACCGUAGGGUGCUAGAUCAGUUUGUACAGACUUCAAGUUCUUCGAGAAAAUCGGCGAGAGGAGGACUAUUACAAACUAAAGUUCCAUUUACCAGGACCAAAAUGUCGGAGUCGGAAGUACCCGUGAAGAAAAAAUAUCAAAGUGGUUCGGAAAAACGUAAAAAGCGGCAAGAGCAACAAAUCAAGCUCAAUGAACAAUUAAAGAAGACAAAAAACCUCUUCCAACUUGGGUUUUUUCGUCCAUCAACGGAAAAUAAACCUCAAGCGUCAACAAGUAAUUUCGCCAGCCACACGACGGCGGUGGAACCAGUAGAGAUGUCUUCCGAUAUUUGUGAACAGUCAGAGCAAGAUCCAGGAACAGCUACGUUGGCGGGAGUGGGAGUGGGAGCUGAGGAAGAUCAAACCGAGACCGAGGUCCAAUUACAACACCAAAACGAAACACUUCUAGGUCUAGGAGUAGAAUAUGAGAAUGACAUUGGCUUAUGGCAAAAUAUUUCCGAGGCAGUAAAAGAUUUUUGGUGUAGAAAAGACCUACUUCAGCCCGACAAUACGACGAUGGCAAAAAACGUUUUUUUUCUCAACCUUUGUUUUUUCGGAAACAUAUAAGUGGUGGUAAAAUUAAACGAGAGUGGCUCAUGUAUUCGCCAUCUACUGGGAAAGUAUACUGUUUUCCAUGUGUACUUUUUGGUGAUGCUCAAAAGCAAUCACAAUUUCAAACUGGGUUUUCUGAUUGGAAAAAUGUAUCGCACCGAAUUCAAUCGCAUGAGAAUAAUGCAACACACCGAGUAUGUGUGCAAACACUGAUUAGUAGACGACGUGUACAAGGACGAAUAGAUACCUCUUUAGAAAUUACAGUCAACAAAGAAAGAGAAUAUUGGGUGAAAGUUUUACAAAGAGUGGUCUCAGUGAUUAAAUUUUUAUCAACCCGUGGAUUAGCAUUUCGUGGUGAUAACGAAAUCCUUGGUUCUCAACAUAAUGGCAAUUAUUUGGGAAUUUUAGAGUUAAUUGCAGACGUGGAUUCAACCCCAGACAUAUCGCAUACUGAUCAAUUGACUGUGGUACUGCGAUACGUGGCGUCAAAUGGAGAUGUAUCAGAACGUUUUCUUGGAUUUGUUCCUAUAGAAAGUCACAAAGGGGAAGACCUGGCCAACACAAUUUUAAAUUUCUUAAAUCGACAUGGCGUUGAUAUUAAAAAUCUGAGAGGCCAGUCUUACGACAACGCUUCGAAUAUGUCCGGUUGUUACAAUGGUCUACAGGCGCACCUUAAGAAAAUUAAUCCUCUCGCACACUACGUUCCAUGUGCAGCGCAUUCCUUGAAUUUGGUUGGAGUACGUGCCGCUGAGAGCUGCGUUGGAGCAAUUUCAUUUUUCGGAUUAGUACAGGCACUAUACAACUUUUUUUCUGCGUCAACUCAUCGCUGGGCAAUUAUGCUCAAGCAUCUUGAAAACGAUGAUGAACAUAAGCAAUUCUCGUCAUUGGUUCUGAAAAGAGUAUCAGACACGAGAUGGUGUGCAAGGACCGAUGCGACUAAGGCUUUGUCUCAGAGUUACAACAGUUUCCAGAAAGCUUUACAGUCUAUUGUUGGAGAUGAAACUCAGCCGUCACAAGUGAUUCACGAGGCCAGAUGUCUAUUAAAGGAUUUGGAAAAAAAAGAAAACGUCGUUAUGGCCGUAUUUUGGGCUACCAUACUAGAGCGAAUCAAUGGCGUCAGUUUAUCGCUUCAAAAGUCAUCUAUUGAACUUCGGACAGCAGUUGAUCUUUUAAAAUCUCUUUUAGAUUUCUUACUUGCCCAACGAGAAUUAUUUGACGAUUAUGAGAUGAAAGCAAAUGAAAAAGCUGACUUCCAAUACAGUGAUGAAAGUCAGCGUGUGCGAAAAAGAAAAAGACAUCACGACGACGGAUCAGCAGAAGAAGUAGUUCAUAGAGGUAGAGAUAAAUUAAAAUUUGAAACUUAUUUGCCCGUUAUAGACAUGCUCUGUACAGAAUUGUCGCGACGACUAGAAGCAUAUAGUGAAAUUGAUUCUCUGUUUGGAUUCCUAACGGAUUUCUUGAAAAAGCCCGAUGAGGAUAUUAGAAAGGCAUGCUCUAAGUUUAAGGAAAAUUAUUGCAAUGAUAUCGAACCCGAAUUCAUAGACGAGAUGGUCCACUUCAAAUACUUUGUAUCACAAUUAGAGGAUACCGGAAAUAAAGAAAAAAAUAUACCUGCCGAAAAAUCUUACAAGCUGAUUGAUGGUAACAUGGCACAAUCAGCAUUCCCAAAUGUGAUGACGGCACUGCGAAUUUACAGAAGUCUUAUGAUUACGAACGCAACAGGAGAACGAAAUUUUUCUAAAUUAAAAUUAAUCAAAAAUUGUCUUCGGUCAACAAUGUCGCAAAGUCGUUUAAAUUCAUUGGCAUUAUUGUCUAUUGAACAUGAUGUAUCAGAAAAGGUCAAUUUUCAAGAAGUUUUAAAUGAUUUUGUAUCUAAAAAAAUUAGAAGGGUUAAUAUUUAA